CAUAUCCAUAGCUCGAGUUGGAUCCAUGUUAUGAUAACGUUGAGUACCUGCAGGUACCCAUUGUCGCUGUCUGCAGCUUGCGCCUCUAUUCCUGACGAUAUCUUAUUGGGAGGCGUGUUGGCAAGCUCCACCGCGCAUAACGUAGCCCACCAUGUCUCUGUUCGGCGAUGACGACGUGCCGGCGCGCGCGAAACAGUCGUCCUCGCUCUUCGACGACGACGCGAAGCCUGCAGCCCGAGGCGGGAACAGCCUGUUCGCUGACGAGUUGGACAGCGGUGACUCACCCUGGGCGUUUCCGUCGUCCAAGAAAGCUGGCCGCGGGGCCCUGGUCAAGUCGCUCCUUCCUGCUGAGGACGUGCCCGACUCGUACGUCGAUGCCUUUGACGCUCUGCUAGACGCCGGCGACCGCACGGGCAACGGAAUCAGCAUCGACGGCGCAAAGAAGCUCCUGGGCGACAGCGGACUGCCGAGCGACACGCAAUCCAAGAUCCUCGAGAUUGUGUCGCAGCCGGACCAGGACGGGACGGGAUUGGGCAGGAGCGAGUUCAACGUGCUGUUCGCGCUGAUUGGGCUGGCGCAAGAGGGCGACGACGUGACGCUGGACAGUGUCGACGAGCGCAAGAGGAAUCUCCCCGUGCCCUCGGUAUCGCUGCCACAGCCCGCGAGGCAAAAGACGCCCCCGCCGCAAGAAAUGCCGCCGCCUACCCCUCCCGCGCAGCAGCAGCAGCCUCCUGCGCAGGAGACGCCCGCCCCAGAGAGGACGCGUGCCCUGCGCAAGCCGUCGUUUGGCGACCCGGAGGCGGAUCCUUGGGGCAGUCCGGACCUGCACAGAGGACACAGCCACGCGAGCUACACGACUGUCCCACCGCAGACGAACGGCGCGACCCUGCCCUCGACCACGCGGACGACAAGCCAGUUCACGACGCAGACGUCCGCCUCGGCGUCGAACCCAGAGCCCAUUCAGCCAAGCUCUCUGGGCAGCGAGGGCGGCUGGGGCGGCUACAACGGCUCGUCCAAUCCGCCAUUCCCCGCGCCUGCGCUCGGCGAUGGAGGGUUUGGCGCACCUGCAGCUAGCGAGACUCCCAACGUCACCUCUGGAAUGGGCAGGUUCAUCGGCCGAGGAAACUCUGCAAGCACCGGGGUCGAGGAGACCAUCACCAUCACCGCGCUUUCCGAGAAGGAGGGCAUGUUCAUGUUUCAGCAUCGCAACUACGAGGUCGUCAGCUCGCGGCGCCCUGGCACUAAGGUUGUCCGUCGGUACAGCGAUUUCGUAUGGUUGUUGGAUUGCCUGCACAAGCGCUAUCCCUUCCGACAGCUGCCGUUGCUGCCUCCAAAGAGAGUCGCCAUCAACGGCACACCUAUAGCCUCGGACGCUGGCUUUCUCGAGAAGAGAAGAAGGGGGCUUGUGCGCUUCACGAAUGCGCUUGUACGACACCCCACUUUCAGAGAGGAGCAGCUCGUCGUCAUGUUCUUGACCGUGCCCACCGAACUCGCAGUAUGGCGCAAACAAGCCAAUCUCUCGACCCAGGAAGAAUUCACCGGCAAACCCCUGCCCCCAGACCUCGAAGACUCGCUCCCCAAGACGCUCACCGAAACCUUCGACACGGUACGCUCCGGUGUUCGCCGCAGCGCAGAAACAUACAUCAACCUCUGCUCCAUGAUGGAGCGGCUCACACGGCGCAACGAAGGCAUGGCCGCCGAAAACCUCCGCUUCUCCGCCGCCCUGACCUCCCUGACCGAAUCCUCCCUCGACACAUACGCAGUCGACACCAACGACGUGCCCCUGCUCAACGAAGGCCUCAACGCUACGGCGAGACACUUGGACCAGAGCAGGCAGCUGCUGGAAGACGAGGCGCGGGGGUGGGAGGAGGGCGUGCUGGAAGAUCUGAAGACGCAGCGAGACGCGCUCGUCAGUCUAAGAGACAUGUUCGACCGCAGAGACAAGUACGCAAAGGACAAUAUCCCCGCGCUGGAACGCAGAAUCGUAAACAACGAGACCAAGUUGCAGAAUAUUCGGAAUAAGCCCCAGGAGACACUCAAGCCGGGCGAGGCGGAGAAGGUCGAGGAGGCUAUCUUCAAGGACAAAUCUUCUAUCGUUGCUCAACAUGCGCGGGGCGUGUUUAUUAAAGAGUGUAUUCGUGAUGAGCUGGUUUUCUUUCAGAGGAGCCAGUAUCAUGUUAGUCGGUUGCAUCAGGAGUGGGCGCAGGAGAGGGUUAAGUAUGCGGAGUUGCAGGCGGAUUGCUGGAGGGCGCUGGUUGAGGAGGUGGAGGGUAUGCCUGGGUCGGAUUAGUGGUAGGAAGAUGCAGGCGUUACGUGUUGGAGAGGUGGCGUUGGCAUAGAUGCAGUCGCAGAUGGAGAUGGAGAUGGAGGUGUAAUUGGAAGAACAAGAUGGUAGGGUUGAAGAGGAGAGGUGGACUGUUGGUUGGGGGGUUUUGUUUUUUAUAACCGUAUCUUGAUGAGCAUUUUGGUUUGGGCUAGCUAUUGAUCUUUCUAUCGAUGAAUGAGGAGUCUUGCUGGGGCGCUGCGCACUGGGCUGGACUUGGGUAUGGUGCGAGCGGAUGUAUUGUACCACCGUCAUGUACAGGUAGGAGCGAAGUGCUGCCUU
Molecule: messenger RNA, 2605 nt
Organism: Dothidotthia symphoricarpi CBS 119687
Lineage: Eukaryota; Fungi; Ascomycota; Dothideomycetes; Pleosporales; Dothidotthiaceae
Exons: 5
Coding region: 152-2290 (712 amino acids)
Biological process (GO): protein targeting to vacuole; retrograde transport, endosome to Golgi
Cellular component (GO): endosome
Molecular function (GO): phosphatidylinositol-3-phosphate binding
Source: RefSeq, a predicted model, not a curated record